GGGCUUCGAUAGCACUGGGGCGGUGCUCUUCGUCCACACACUUCCUGAAAAUGGGCUUGGAAGAGAGUUUGGACACGAAAUGCGCUUUGGUAUCUUUACCAAAACACUCAUACUGGUUUGACUUUUGGCUGUUUGUGAUGUUUGACAUCGCAUUUUUCCUCGUUAUGUAUUUCAUAGUUCCCUAGCUAAAAUGGAGUGACUUGGAAUUCUAGACUUGAAGUGCCGCCCCCUUUAACCAUGACCCCCUGCUGGCUGAAAUGAUCGAUCUUUAAAAAGGAGUGUUUACACCACUGAGGUAUGAGGUUUACACCCCUCGACCAGAUUGGUGUUCAAAUUAUAUUGGAUGUCUUCCUUUGUUAGGCCUAUAUGUUGUUUUUAACUGCCUACAUUUUGGUAUUAUAUGAAAUAUUUACCAGUAUUUUUCAGUAUGUCCAGAAAAUAGCAAAAUUGUGAGACCAUAACAUUUGAAUAUGCCUGUUGUUGAAAUCAAGACAAUAAUUUGUGGCAGUCUGACUACUUAAAAUGUGAAACUCAACUUCAAUACAACACCUCACUCUGGAUAAAAGUGGCUGCUAAAUGACUGCAAUGUCACAAGAACUGCAGGUUAACAUGAUGUAGCUAGUGGAAUAAAGUGUGCUCUCUCUCUAAAAUGUGUAUGUCUGAUUUGGAUAUGACACGAUUGAGAGAAGGCGACUUGAUUGAGCCACCUAAACAUGAUGAUUGGAACAAGAUUACAGCAAUAAGGGGAAAGAGAUGUAUUCCCGGUCUCUUGAACAAAGAUCCUACUGAAACUACAUCGGCAUAAACCAGAGAUCUGUAAUUCCAUGUCUGGAAUAAAAGUGAUGUACACUAUGAGAUAAACCUAUGUAAAUCACAAAAUAAACAUGUUUUUUUCUGUCACAUUCUGAGAUGUGCAUAGUGGAAUCAUAUUUACUAAUAAUUUUGACAUGUUUUAUACAAAUAUAUAGUUUGUUUUUGUAUCUUGUGUUUUUGUAGUAGCACAGUAAAUAAAGACAGCCGGAAGUUUACACCAGAGUCGUGCCAAUGUAUGGUCGGUAGGUGGCAGUAUAAGCGCCUUUUCCCAUUGAUGGACCAGAGAGGAAGAAAACUUUCCCGGAAGAUAAAAAAGAAGAGGAAGGACGCUAGCCUGCCAGAUAGUGGAUAAGCUAAACUAUUAUACUCCCAAAUGUGUUUCUGUGAUUUAUAUAAACCAAACUAGUUUAUUAAAGUUAUAUAAGUCACAACUCAAUUAUCCAUAAUGAUGGAAAUCUGUGUCACGACAAAACCAGUGGAGAAUGCAGGUUCGUUUAAAAUAAGUACCCAGCUAACGUUGGCUAGCAACUUGCGGCUACUGUUAGUUAUAUCAAAGAUACAGGCUGUCUAGGGUGGACUAUCCAUUGGGGUAGACUAGCUACUAGAAGAUGGAUCGAAUAGAUAAAAUAGUUGGGCCACUGAUUCACAUUUUAGCUACAUCUUUAUUUGCUAGCGUCUACUCAAGUUAUGCGGCAAUGUAACGUUAUGCCUCCUAACCCGCAUUACCAAUAAUUAUUGUCCCAAGAUUGUCUCGUCUCUCUCACCAAACUCAAUGACUAAUUUUUGCCCGUAGAUAUCUUCCUCCCGUUAUCCUCUUUGCGCCUGUUGAUACCACCUCUGAGGCUGCUCUCUGCGGCCAUGUGGCAAGUAGCGCAACGAAGAGAUGUCAUGGAUUAUGAGAAACUAGAGGAGUUCGUCGGCCUGGUGACAGCGACCGUUCCAGACCUGUUGAAUGAGAAACAGAGGGCCAAGCUUCUUCUGCGGCUGCGAACAAGGGUGAUACUAGAGUUGUGCUCCACUGAUCAUACAGCUGAUAUCCAGAUCAUCCAACCCACCUGGACAGAAUUCGCCCCCUGGACACACAGGGAGUGGAGAUGCUGAGGUGGAUGCAGAAGAGGCCAUCUUCCUGGAGCUCAUCCAGACUUUGCUGAAAGACCCAGCAGAGAGAGAACACUUUUUCCAGGAGGUGUUUCCAACGGAGUACGGCGCCAGCUAUGACACAGAUAUGCAACUACUUGUGUGGGAAUUCCUUUCUAAACUGGAGAAGAUAUUGCCAGUACCAGACCUUGGACAGACUGUGUCAUGGCUCAGUUCUGCUCCCUCUGUCCUGGAGGAGUGUUUGCAGGCCCUCUCUCAACCUGAGGACCUGAAAUCCCUGCUGCAACACCACACAUGUCUUGAGAACUUGGGCACUCAGAGUCACACCGUUGAGAUGUCUUCUCAGGUCUUUGCCUGUUCCCAGUGCCCAUUCUUUCACAUGCAGGAAUCCUACCUCCUCCAGCACAUUGAGCGAAAUCACCCAGAGGAGUACAGCAAGCUCCAGAAAACUGAAGAGAACCCAGCGCUUCCCGGGAAAAAGUUCCCCCGUCCUGAAUUCCCCAAGCCUUUCCCCAUCCACGCAAGCUCUGAACCCGGUGCUCACACAUGUCACGAGUGUGGAAAGACUUUCACUCGCUCAUCAGACGUGACCAGGCACCAGCGCAUUCACACAGGGGAGCGUCCGUACACCUGCAAGGAGUGCGACAAGGGUUUCAAAACUCCUGGGAUCUGACGAGGCAUCAGCGGAUUCACACCGGGAACGCCCAUAUAUCUGCCCUCAAUGUGGCAAGGGGUUCACCCAACUGGGCCUACUGUCCCUGCACUUCACCAGAACGCCUUGUGGCCAGAGUGCUGAUCCCCCACUACAGUCCACAGAGCAACAGGAGGAGCCAAACGACAAAGGGAGUGGUCAGUACAAGUGUCAGAAAUGUGGGGCUAGCUUUGACACCGUACUAGAGCGGCUGAA
This is a messenger RNA of Oncorhynchus keta (chum salmon), 2818 nucleotides long. RefSeq names its product zinc finger protein 34-like. Bases 2039 to 2584 code for a protein of 181 amino acids. Gene Ontology annotation, molecular function: telomeric repeat DNA binding. The record is from RefSeq and is a predicted model, not a curated record. Gene Ontology annotation, biological process: telomere capping; regulation of telomere maintenance via telomere lengthening. Lineage: Eukaryota; Metazoa; Chordata; Actinopteri; Salmoniformes; Salmonidae. The transcript has 7 exons. Gene Ontology annotation, cellular component: shelterin complex.